This is a messenger RNA of Culicoides brevitarsis, 1801 nucleotides long. RefSeq lists its product as uncharacterized. The transcript has 2 exons. Bases 1 to 1764 code for a protein of 587 amino acids. NCBI's taxonomy places the organism in Eukaryota, Metazoa, Arthropoda, Insecta, Diptera, Ceratopogonidae. The record is from RefSeq and is a predicted model, not a curated record.
AUGACAACAAAUUCACCUGUCAUUCCGUGCCUUUUGCUGACUUUAAGUCGCAGCAUUGCCGAAAAAGACCCCAAUACUCUUCAUAUUUUCGAUUGUUUCGAAAAAUUGACGCUUCAAUGCCUAACAACGCCGCUUGUGGAGCCAUUUUUAUCUGAGAUUUUGGUUUUUGGCGCGAAAACUGUCGUAAAUCUUGAUGCCGAGCCCAUAAUUCGUCACAAAAUCUUCAUUUUCAUGAAAAAUUUCUACGAAAAUCACAUGGAGAUGGUGCUGCGAUUGAAUCUUUUGGAACAAACGAUCAAUAAUCUCGCUUGGAUGUUGUCAACAGUGCCAAAAAUUGAAGAAAUUGACUUUUUUGAUCAACCAUCAACUUGCGAUUUGCCGCCAUUUUAUUGCGUAAGAGAGAUAACGCGUACGAUUCUCGCAAAAGUUCCGUUAGAUCAGUGGUUUGCGUUGCUGGAUUUGAUGUUUUGUUGCAAUCCAGGCAAUAUUUAUGCCAAAAUUUUCUAUUAUUUUUGCUUUGGAUUGUGUGAUCAGGUUUUUCCCGCGAAUGAAAAGUGGUUAAACAAUCCAGACUUGACAGAUAUCUCUAAAGAAGUGCGAAACGCCGCAUUUUUCGCCUUUUGUAACUUGGCAAUGCUUUGUCGGGACAAGCCAUGGAACGCUUUGAAGGUUAUUCCGAUACUUUUGACGAAAAUCGAAGAGUUGAUCAAGAGUGAUCAGCAAAAACGAGCGGAAAUUUCAAAAGUUUUCAACGUUCUUGAAGCUUAUAUCACGGAAUUGCACUCUUAUUUGCCGUAUUUGUUCAUUUUGAUGCCAAUUUUGAUCAAAGCGAUGCAUCCGGAGAACUCGUUGCAUUUACGUGCGAUAGCUUUCAAGGUAGCCGGAACCAUUUUUUGUAAAGAUUUGUUCCAAAAUGACUCUAUCAUGACUCCAUGGUUGCCAAAUCUCGUGGAUUUACUGAAAACCGCUUUGACGGAUUUCCAUAUUUCGACUCCAGAUGCGAAAAUUUUGAGAAAAUUUGCAUCUGAGACAUUACAUUUGCUCAUAAGAAUCAUGUCGGAUGACCAAAAAAUGAAAUUUUUAGCCAAUUCUGAUAUGGUCGGGAUGGCAUUCAAGAUGAUGCGUUGCGAAAAUGAGCCACAAGUGAAAAAUUCGGGUUUCAUGUUGCUUGAAAGAAUCUCCAAAAUGCUCCAUUUGACGAAUAUUUCGCAAGAAUUUCAAUUGUUGUUCAAGCAAAUUCUUAUCUGGAUGAGAAAUGAAGUGAAAAAUGACAAAAUUACGGAAAAUGAAAGAGAAAUGGCUCUUUACCUGUUAUUUUUUCUCGAUAAUGCUGUCGAAUCCAACAUUUUAGACGAUCAAGAAUUCGUGCAAAAGAUCAGUUUGCUAAUUUUGAAACGUUUUAACAUGCACUGUUUCAAUUGCGUCUUUCCAUGGUUUAUCAAAAAGGUUGAGAAUGUUGCAAAUUCACGGACAAAUGAAAUUUUGACGAAUUUCUUCAAGCAACUUGAUCAAUGCGAAAUGCAAAAAUUUCGAAAUAUGUCGCCAAAGCAUUAUGACGCGUUUUUUGAGACUUUUGUAUCGAUUUUCAAAAAGCGGAAGGAGGUUUUGUUUCCUGUGAUGGAAAAAAUUACUGCCUUUGGAUUGUAUGUCAUCGAGAAGCAGAAGUAUCAAACAGCAGGAACUCGACGAAUUAUUGGAAAAUUUGUGGGAAAAGUGGCUAAACAUCAUCCUCGCAAAUUUGAAGGAGCUCUCAAAAUGAAUUAAAAUGUUUUUUUUUUUUGUACUUUAUUUUCGUAUCCAU